CACUUCCGACUCAUGAACUCAUUCAGCCGGGGGCGCGCUGACUGUGCUGCUAACAGCUAAUCAGCUAGCGGAGCAGGAAGAAAGAGAGCUGGACGAUUCACAACACACAGUAAACCGGAGUAAUCUGCCCUAGUGCAAAAAACUGAUAUAAUCUGACCACAAACGGCAAAGGAACUCCUAUCCCAGAUGAACAUGUUCUGUGUCCUAUAAUAAAAAUAAUAAUUGAAACACUACUAUACAAUCCAAGGCGUCUGUGCUGUCUCUCUUCACUCUCAGCAAAAUGGAAACGGAAGCUGAGGUAAUCCCUAUUUGGCAAAAUAAACCACAUGGAUCAACUCGUAGUGUGGUGAGACGAAUCGGCUCCACACUGCCUCUUAAACCCUGUACCAGGGCUUGUUUCCAGGAACUCCCAGGGCUUCCGCCAAUGCGUUCUAUGGACGGUCCUUUGGUGCCUACACUGGCAGAUAUUGCCUGGAUCGCAGAUGACGAGCAGGAGACAUAUGCUAGAGUCAGGAGUGACACGCGUCCCCUGAGGCAUGAGUGGAGGCCAACGCCGCUGCUGGUUAUGCACAGGAACUCGUCUGUGCCAAACUUCAGACGUGAAGGCAGGCGAGUCGAGGGUCUGAGGAAACCAGGUGUAACCACUUUUAACCGGACAACAGCUUUACAAGAUGAGCUGAGUCGACUCCGAGCCCAGAUCGCCAAGAUUGUCGCUACAGAAUCAGAUUCGAACCCCAUAACGCCUGACCUGCUGUCCCCUGACGACACUAGUGUGGGUUUCUCCAUGGCUCCUUUUGAGGCCGCUGCUUACCAGCCUGCCCCCACAGCCUCCUUUGUCAUCAGUGAUGUCACAGAGGAAGAAGAGGAAGAGGACGAGGAGGAGGAAGUGUCAGAGCUAGUGCCUGAUCCUAUGCCACCAGUUUCCAUGACUGCAUCUGCAACUUUUGAUCUCGAUCGCCCUACUAUGGACUUCCGAGAGUCAGAGGAGGAUACUGUGUCCCUUUCAAAAUCAACAAGCUUCGCUGAUGUCAUGGACAUCCUGAAAGAUAUGAACCGCAUGAAGAUGAGCAAGGACAGAUAUAACCGUGGGUGCACCUCACUGAGGGAGGAAGAUUCUGCCUCUCUUAUAUCUGAAGCAUUGCGUAAGAAAUUCAUUCUGAAGGAUGAUGACAUCAGUGUGAGGAAAUAAUCAAUCAUCCAAACCCUCACAGCACUCUCCAUGUAAGGCUAAACUGCAUGGAAUGCUUUUCUCUUUGGUUUAAAGUUGGAGAUUGAGAUACAAAUCCAAGAGAAUAAAACAUGGCUUUGAAUUUUUA
Carassius carassius (crucian carp) is the source of this 1316-nucleotide messenger RNA. It is a transcript of the gene mtfr1l, whose product is annotated as mitochondrial fission regulator 1-like. Gene Ontology annotation, biological process: aerobic respiration; mitochondrial fission. The record is from RefSeq and is a predicted model, not a curated record. Gene Ontology annotation, cellular component: mitochondrion. The transcript is spliced from 7 exons. The coding region runs from base 281 to 1189 and encodes 302 amino acids. Lineage: Eukaryota; Metazoa; Chordata; Actinopteri; Cypriniformes; Cyprinidae.